Messenger RNA from Salpingoeca rosetta, 168 nucleotides. RefSeq lists its product as uncharacterized. NCBI's taxonomy places the organism in Eukaryota, Choanoflagellata, Craspedida, Salpingoecidae. The coding region runs from base 1 to 168 and encodes 55 amino acids. The record is from RefSeq and is a predicted model, not a curated record. The transcript has 2 exons.
AUGCUUGGUCGGCACCAAGGCAAGAAGCGCACGACCCCACAGGACGCGCGAGGCCGGCGGCAACGGGCCGCAAAGGAUGCGCACGACAACGACAGCGACGCACCCACGACGUGCAUCCGUGGCGACCACCGCUGCCGCCGCCGCUGCAAGUGCUCAACACAUGGCUGA